AUGGGAAAGAAAGGGGGAUCAUCUUGGCUGACGGCGGUCAAAAGAGCAUUCAGAUCUCCUGUUAAAGACAGUGAAAAGAAGAACAAUAGAAACCAAGAUAAACAAGAAGAGGAAGAAGAAAAGAAGAGGGAGAAACGUAGAUGGCUUUUUCGGAAGCUCAACCACCAGGAGAUUAAUGCAACCCCGCCUAAAACGAGCAAUGCUGCCGGUGCUGCACCUUCAGUGACCAGUUCUUUGGAAGCUGCUUCUAUUCAUCACCAAAGGCAUGCUAUUGCUGUGGCUGUGGCAACUGCAGCAGCUGCAGUAGUCACAGCCCAAGCUGCAGCUGAAGUUGCAAGGCCUCCCACAAAUUAUGCAAAGGAGCAUCGUGCUGCCAUUGUCAUUCAAACAGCUUUCAGAGGAUAUCUAGCAAGGAGAGCUCUUUGUGCAUUGAAAGGGCUUGUAAAAUUGCAAGCUCUAGUAAGGGGUCACAAUGUGCGGAAGCAAGCGAAGAUGACCCUGAGAUGCAUGCAAGCUCUUGUUCGAGUGCAGGCUCAGGUACUUGACCAAUGCAAGAGGCAAUCAAGCGAAGGAAGCAGAAUAUCGACAUUUAGCGACACCAAUAGUGUGUUGGAAUCACGGUGCCUCCAAGAUAUGUCUCUCUCUGACAGGAAAUCAAUGUCAAGAGAUGGAAGCAGCAUUCCAGAUGAUUGGGAUGACCGUCCACAUACCAUUAAUGAGGUAAAAGCAAUGUUACAGAAUAGAAAAGAAGCUGCCCUGAGGCGCGAAAGAAAUUUAUCACACGCCUUGCCUAAACAGAUGUGGAAAGGUGGUAGGAAUACAUCAUUAGGCAGUGAAAAUGAGCUUGGUGAAAAAUACCAGUGGCUAAACAGGUGGAUGGCAACAAAGCCAUGGGAUAGCAGAGGAAGAGCCUCAACUGAUCAAAGGGAUUAUGUUAAAACCGUGGAAAUUGACGACACUCCACAGCCUUAUUCAUAUUUAGCUCCCAAUUUCCGAAUGUCGAGUGCUCAACAUCAGCGAAGACCAAGUUCCCCUCUUCAUAGGGCAGGAGCUGCCCACCAAAGUCAACCCUUGUAUUCCCCUGUUACGCCUUCACCAUCUAAAACAAGACCCAUAGUCCGUUCUGCUAGUCCUCAUUGUGCAAGAGAAGAAAGAAGCUACCACAUGGCUCAAACUCCAAGCAUAAGGUCAGAUUACUCCUACGAUAGUGGUGGGCAUUUGCAUCCGCACAAUAAGCCUAAGAACACAACAAAUGCGAUUGGUACUGGUUGUGCAAUGCCUAAUUACAUGGCUGCAACUGAGUCUGCUAAGUCAAGGAUUCGGUCACAGAGUGCACCAAGACAGAGGCCGUCAACACCAGAGAGGGAAAGAAUGGGAGCAAAAAAGCGCUUAUUGUACCCUGUCCCAGACCCCUGCAAUUACAGUGUAGGUAAAACCUACGGAAAUUAUGGGGGUCAUAAUUUGAGAAGUCCAAGCUUUAAGAGCGUUACUAGCGGAGUACAUCUGGCAGGGUUUGAACAACAAUCCCACUAUUCUUCAUGCUAUACAGAGAGUCUUCCAGGAGAGGUUUCUCCAUCUUCAAUCAGUGACCUUAGGAGAUCAUGGUUGAGGUGA
Fraxinus pennsylvanica is the source of this 1614-nucleotide messenger RNA. Lineage: Eukaryota; Viridiplantae; Streptophyta; Magnoliopsida; Lamiales; Oleaceae. The record is from the annotation of a GenBank genome assembly.